Molecule: messenger RNA, 2373 nt
Organism: Moneuplotes crassus
Lineage: Eukaryota; Ciliophora; Spirotrichea; Euplotida; Euplotidae
Source: the annotation of a GenBank genome assembly
UUAUAAAUGUCUAAAAACAAAUCCGAGUGCAUCCAAGUUGUCAUUCGUUGUAGGCCGCUGAGCAAGAAAGAGCGUGAAAAUGGUAACGAGAAGGUAGUCCAGAUGUAUUCUCGUGAAGACAAAGGAGAAAUCAUGGUUGGAAGAGAGGGAGAUGAAGAGCCUCCAAAGCAAUUUACUUUCGAUAAGGUCUUUGAUGAAGCUAUUGGUCAAGAACAACUGUUUGAAGAAUCAUCCAGAGCUAUUGUAGGUAACGUUCUUGAAGGUUAUAAUGGAACUAUUUUUGCUUACGGUCAGACAGGAACUGGAAAGACUCAUACUAUGGAAGGAGAGCAAAAACCUAAAGAGAUGAGAGGAGUGAUGUCUAGAUGCUUUGAAGCUGUCUUCAAUUGUAUCGAUGCUCAUAAAGAUGCCCAGUUUUUGGUCAGAGCUAGUUAUUUGGAGAUUUAUAAGGAAAAUAUUAGAGAUCUUUUGUCCCCAAACCCUAAAAAUAAACUAAUCAUGCAUGAGAAGCCAGAUUCUGGAGUUUAUGUGAAAGAUUUGUCCUCUUUCAUUUGUAAGAAUUAUCAAGAAAUGCAAGCUGUUCAAAAUACUGGAAGGAAGAACAAAUCUAUGGGUGAAACUAAGAUGAAUGCUAGAUCAUCAAGAUCUCACUCUGUAUUUACGCUUACACUUGAGUGCUCCGAGCUAGGUCCUGAUGGAAAAGAUCAUAUUAGAGUUGGAAAACUUAACAUGGUCGAUCUUGCAGGAAGUGAAAGACAGUCAAAAACAGAUGCUUCUGGUCAGAGGUUGGAGGAAGCCAUUAAGAUCAAUCUGUCACUAACCUGCUUAUGUCAAGUAAUCAGUGCCUUAACCGAUACAAAAUCUUCUUACGUACCAUACAGAGACUCUCAGUUGACCAGACUUCUCCAAGACUCUCUAGGAGGAAACACAAAGACUGUCAUGAUUGCCAAUAUCGGUCCAGCUGAUUAUAACACUGAUGAGACUAUUAACACCUUGAGAUGGGCUUCUCGUGCUAAAAAUAUCAAAAACAAGCCAAGAAUCAAUGAAGAUCCCAAAGAUGCAAUGCUGAGAGAAUUCCAGGAUGAGAUCCAUAAACUCCGUGCCCAACUCGAAAUGAUCCAGGAUGGUAAAGACCCAGGCGUCACAAUGGCAGCCUUGGGCGGCCAACAAAUCGUUGAAAAGGUUAUCAAAAAGAAGGACGAAAAGAAGCUAAAAGAACUUGAAGAAAAGCUCAUCAUCGAAAAAGAGCAAAUCAAGAAGAAAGCCGACGAAGAACGCCAACGGAUCGAGCAAGAAAUGAACAUGGCCGAUGACGAAAAGAAACAAGUCCUGGACAAACUCCGCCAACAGGAAGAAGAAAAAGAGAAGAGCAAGACUAAGCAGCAAGAACUUAUCAAGAAGCUUAAGAAAAUGGAAGAGAAGGUCCUGGUCGGUUCUGAAGUAAUGAAGGAAGCUAAGAAACAAGAGAAAGAGCUUAAGCACACUAGGAAAAUAUUGGAGAAAGAGAAUAAGAGGAGAGAACGACUGGAGGAUAAGAAGCAAAUGGCUGAUGAUGAAUUGUUGAAGUUUAAUAAGAAGUUUGGCAAUUUGCAGGAGGAAUUGGAUUAUGUAACGGGAAAGCUUCAAAAGGUCUGGCAGAAAUACCAAGGAGUUCAAAAUGAAAUUCAGGAACAACAAGAAGAGUUCUUACGAGAUAGGCAAGACAUGUACGACACUAUUUUUGAGCUGGAUACUCAACUCAAGUUAAAGACUUCAAUUAUCGAGAACUUCAUCCCUGAUGACGAGGUGAAGAAGGUUACAGAUAAUUCCAAGUGGAAUGAAGAGCUAAACGACUGGGUCUUGAAACCACCAAAGAGGUUCCAGAAGAAGAAAGGAGGAAACAGACCUGUAUCAGCAGUCGGUAUGAAAAGACCUACUUCUGAGUACAGUAGAAUUGCUAAGGGUCUUGGAGACGUUAAUCCUAGGUUCAAGUUCGAGAACAUCCUAGAUCUUGAUCUUGAUAUGCCUGAAAGAACCACUGAGGAUUACCAAGGCCAGGUUUCAGAGAGAGUCUCUACUGCUAUUAAUAUGAUUCUUAACCAAAAUGAGGAAGAACAGACUGCAAGCGUUCCGAUAGAGAAUUUGAUUAAUUUUAGUGAUUCUAUUCUCCAAGAGAAGCCUGUCACUGAGAAAGCUGCUAGACCUAAAUCUGCUAAGAGGCUUAAAUCUGCCAAGAAGAAGGCAUCAACUCUGCAGCAACUACCAGAUGAUACUCAAGAGACAGAGACAAAGGCAAGCCAUGAUACCACCAACCCUGAAGAUAUCCCAAGAGCCAAGGGAUUGAUGUAGACCAUGAAAUAUUUGUUGAAAGAUCUAUCAGAAGAGAAGUUUGGU